Petromyzon marinus (sea lamprey) is the source of this 6261-nucleotide messenger RNA. Its product is annotated as dynamin-1-like. Gene Ontology annotation, biological process: receptor internalization; synaptic vesicle budding from presynaptic endocytic zone membrane. The record is from RefSeq and is a predicted model, not a curated record. Lineage: Eukaryota; Metazoa; Chordata; Hyperoartia; Petromyzontiformes; Petromyzontidae. Gene Ontology annotation, cellular component: microtubule; cytoplasm; synapse. Gene Ontology annotation, molecular function: GTPase activity; GTP binding; microtubule binding.
CUCCCCGUCAACGCUUUACGGCAGCCUGGUUACGGCCAUUUGUGCGACAUCAGGAAGCGGACGCUGAGGGCGCGAUCGGGCGGGCGAAGUUUUUUUUUAUUUUUAACGGCGUAAAACAAAAAAAAACCCCACCACACACACACAUAGCGCCGAACCAGGGAGAGGGGGCGGGGGAGUCGAUCGCUUGCCCUAAGUCGCCAUGGGGAACCGCGGCAUGGAGGACCUCAUCCCGCUCGUCAACAAACUACAAGACGCGUUCUCCGCCAUCGGCCAGAACUGCAGCCUCGACCUGCCGCAGAUCGCCGUGGUGGGAGGGCAGAGCGCGGGCAAGAGCUCGGUGCUCGAAAACUUCGUGGGGCGGGACUUCCUUCCCCGUGGGUCUGGAAUUGUCACCCGCAGACCUCUCAUCCUGCAGCUGAUGUUCUGUAAAGCAGAAUAUGCCGAGUUCCUGCACUGCAAGGGGAAGAAGUUCACGGAUUUUGAGGAGGUUCGAGCGGAGAUCGAGGCGGAGACGGAUCGACUGACAGGCAGCAACAAAGGGAUCUCCCCGAUUCCCAUCAACCUCCGCGUCUACUCCCCGCACGUGCUGAACCUGACCCUGAUCGACUUGCCGGGCAUGACCAAGGUGCCUGUGGGAGAUCAGCCGGUAGACAUCGAGUACCAGAUCCGCGAGAUGCUCAUGCAGUUUGUGACCAAGGAGAACUGCCUCAUUUUGGCUGUGUCGCCCGCCAACACUGACUUGGCCAACUCGGACGCUCUGAAGAUCGCCAAGGAAGUCGACCCUCAAGGUCUUCGUACUAUUGGCGUCAUCACAAAGUUGGAUCUAAUGGACGAUGGCACAGAUGCACGAGAUAUUCUGGAGAACAAACUCCUGCCACUUCGUCGGGGGUACAUUGGAGUUGUGAACCGCAGCCAGAAGGAUAUCGAUGGCCGAAAAGACAUCAAUGCAGCAAUGGCUGCGGAGAGGAAAUUCUUUCUAUCCCAUCCUUCUUACCGGCACAUGGCUGAUCGCAUGGGAACACCCUACUUGCAAAAAACUCUCAACCAGCAACUCACCAACCACAUUCGUGACACACUGCCUGCGCUAAGGAACAAGCUGCAGGGCCAGAUGCUGAGCAUGGAGAAGGAGGUGGAGGAAUACAAGAACUUUCGUCCUGACGACCCCACUCGCAAGACCAAAGCUCUCCUCCAGAUGGUGCAGCAGUUUGCCUUUGAUUUUGAGAAGAGAAUCGAGGGCUCCGGAGACCAGAUCGACACUGUGGAGCUGUCGGGUGGCGCUCGCAUCAAUCGCAUCUUUCACGAGCGCUUUCCCUUUGAGCUCGUCAAGAUGGAGUUUGAUGAAAAGGAGUUGCGCAGAGAGAUCAGCUAUGCCAUCCGUAACAUAAACGGCAUCAGAACGGGACUUUUCACCCCUGACCUUGCCUUUGAAGCCAUAGUGAAAAAGCAGAUCCAAAAGCUGAAGGAACCCUGCCUGAAAUGUGUAGACUUGGUGGUGGGUGAACUCACCAAUGUGAUCAGAAAGUGCAGCGAAAAGUUGGGCAGUUACCCCAGGCUGCGUGACGACACAGACCGGAUAGUGACGACGUACAUCCGCGAGCGGGAGGGACGCACCAAGGACCAGGUGUUGCUUCUAAUUGACAUCCAACUGGCGUACAUGAACACCAACCAUGAGGAUUUCAUUGGAUUUUCCAAUGCCCAGCAGCGAACCAGCCAGCCCGUUGCUAAGAAGAAGGCACCUGGCAAUCAGGAUGAAAUAAUGCUGCAGGGUGCCCGCCCCUCUCUUCCAGAGCAAAUUGUGAUCAGAAAGGGCUGGCUCACAAUUAACAACAUUGGCAUCAUGAAAGGUGGCUCGAAGGAGUACUGGUUUGUGCUGACCGCCGAAAGCCUCUCCUGGUACAAGGACGAGGAGGAGAAAGAAAAGAAGUACAUGCUUCCGCUGGACAACCUGCAGCUGAGAGACAUGGAGAAGGGCGGGUUCAUGUCCAGCAAGCACAUAUUUGCCAUCUUCAACACGGAGCAGAGGAAUGUGUACAAGGAUUAUCGGCAGCUGGAGCUGGCUUGCGAAGGCCAAGAGGAGGUGGACAGCUGGAAGGCCUCUUUCCUCCGUGCCGGAGUCUACCCCGAGCGCAGAGCGCUUUCACGGAGCAAGGACCAACAGAGUGAGAGUGAGGACUCUACCGGAGACAACUUUGGGAAUUCCAUGGACCCCCAGCUGGAGCGGCAGGUGGAGACCAUCCGAAACCUGGUCGACUCUUACAUGGGCAUCGUCAGCAAGAACAUCCGAGACCUCAUGCCCAAAACCAUCAUGCACCUCAUGAUAAACAACACGAAGGAUUUCAUCCACUCGGAGCUGCUGGCCCACCUGUACUCGUCCAGUGACCAGACCUCGUUGAUGGAGGAGUCGGCGGAGCAGGCUCAGAGGCGCGACGAGGUGCUGCGCAUGUACCACACCCUGAAGGAUGCGCUGAGCAUCAUCGGCGACAUCAGCAUGUCCACCGCAACCACUCCGCUGCCGCCGCCCGUAGACGACUCGUGGAUGCAGAACAACGCGGCUCCCAGGCCUCCCCCCAGCCCGACCCCCGUCCGGCGACCGCCCAACUUCCCGCUAGCGCGUCCAGCCGGCCGUGGCGCCGGGCCCCCUCCGCCCAUGGCGGCAGCGUCGGCGAUGGGCGGACCACCCAUCCCCAACCGCCCGGGCACCCUCAACCCUCCGGCGGGCAGCGACCCCUUCGUCGCACCCCCGCAGAUUCCGAAUCGCCCGAACCGUGCCCCACCCAGCGUGCCCAGGAGGCCUCCAUCUGUACCUGCAAGACCUUACUCAUUCCACCAGUAAAAAAAAACUGCAAUCAUCAUGUGCGGACCUGUAAGUUAUACAUAGCAGUAAGUUGAACUUUGACAGUAAUUCCUUCUUUGGGUGCGGGUCCAAAGGGGCGUUUGUGCAAAAUCCGGUAUAAAUGCCUCCAUGUUGGACAAUGUUCCUCGCAAAGUUGAUGCAUCCGUGCACACAUACCCUUGUUAUUUUGAACAGUUGAGCACUCAUCCUUAAAUGCUGUAAUCGAACCCUUAUUCGGCCCGUUGUGAUUUAAUACCUGCACCGCAUGCAUGCUUCUAUCGUACAACCCCCCUCCCCCCGUCUUGCUGGUAUGGAAUAACAUGCAUGGCUCCAUUUUGAGAUGGCGCACCCCCGCUUUGUGCGGAUGGCAUGGUCAGUGACGACGGGAGAUCCUCGUUUCAUUUAUAUAUACGCUUGGCUUGUUCGCUAAUAUGGAUUUCCUUAACGAAUAAAUGCUCGGAGGCCUUGUACAGGAGAAACUUUUGAAACCAAGAUUGACCUUGAUAGGUAAAUCAGAAUACCGGCAAACCACAUCGCAUGCAAUCUCCCGUUUGCGUUUUCAAAGUGCCGCGCGCGUUGAAUCUCAUCGGAGAAACGUUGCGGUUCUAUGUAGGUCAUUGAUUAUUUUGAGUUUUACAUUUACGAGAAGCUCUUUAAUUUAUUGGCGGCAACUUGAGAUGCUGUUGCACUUAGACGCGAUAUAAAUCCAAAGCAUAUAGCGUGCGUUGGAAUAACGUUGGUUUAAAUAGGAGUUAAUAGAGGUUGUCUUAACUGAAAUCUUGGUUUUAAAUGUUUUUGUAGAUGAUAACUGGAAGAAAUAAGGAGACUCCAUCUCAGUGGCUUCAAACUCUUUCGCAAAACUCCAGCAAAACAGUUAAAGGUCACUUUUAUAGGCCACAUUUGUUAUCAAAUGACUUAAAUAAUUAUCAUUUGGGCUCAAUAUGAUGUCGUCUGUUGUUUUAAUAUUAUUUAACAUUAGAUUCGAAAUAUGCAAAUAAGCACGUUAAAUUAAUAGCUGAAUUUUGAGUGGUUUUCUGCACAGAAUCCGUGGGGACUUUGAAGCCCUGUGGCAGCACAUCGUUUCUUAACGGAUCGAGUAGGAUCGCAAGUCUCCUGCGCCGAACCCUCCAUUCCCUAACUAAGUUUCAAGACAUACUGUGACUUAGUCAGCGGGUCUCCCCCCCCAUCCUCCACCCCUGUAACUUUUAUAUUAUUUGUAAUUUGGCAGCGUUAACCCCUCCCCCCCCCCCCUUUAAGUGAGUGAGCCGCUCAAUUUAAAAAUCUUAACCACGAGCUUCGUUGGCUGUUGUUAGCUCUCCGAAGUCCACGGUAAAGGAGCGACCAUUUGUUGCACUCUGCCUUGCUGGCACCGUGAAGCUUUGUAACUUUUCCCGUUUGCCUCGUGCACGUUGUAACCAAAAAACCCCCCUUUAUCAGCGGCGCUAACACUACAAUCGCCUUUUGACCAAAAGUGGGUCAAUUGAUCAAAAUCUCUGCUGUACAUAUGACUCGGUACAGUGGAUGGCCAUCAUUCAAGCGACAUUCUCACACGUGGGGGAAGUGAGAUCACGUGAAAUGAUUUGCAAUUUCCACCCUCUUAAAGUUGACGGGGACCCCUCUCUCCCAUGCUCGAGCACUUGUCUGUGUUGGAUGACCCAAUUUGUUACACUGGUGCGAUCAACUUAAUUGAUGCUACUUAUUAAUUACAACACCACUUAAGUCAUUCUUAAUCAAGGCUUCAUUUUAAAUAUCGAUAUAGUCCCACCUACACCUAAUGAAGUGCAGUAGACCUAUGUAAGUAUCGCCAGGCAUGUAACUUAAUCUCUGUUUAUGCGAUGGAUUGGCAUGAAUCGGGGUCAUGAUUCGAUUCAAGAAUCAAUUCUUUUUUGUUUUUACCGUACCAUGUAUGUUGUUUUGUCUCGAAGUGUGCUCAAUCAUUCCUCAAGGCACACAGACUUGUAAUGUGCACUUAGCCUCAGGGUUCAAUGCAUGUAUCUGGAGUAUUAGAAUAUAUUUUAGCGGAUUAAUGUUUACAUGCCUGUGCAUCACGAUAAAAAAAAGUUUAAGGUGACUGACAGAUUUGGGUAAACUAAAGUGUGGUAAAAGCUAUAUCGAUUCCCAUGCCUAUGGACCAACCCUAAUGCAAUUGAAACCCAUCUCAGUGGGGCGGGAAGUCAAUCUGGUUAUUGUGUCUCUACCUCAAAGUAUAUCCGGUCAUCGCGCUAAAAUGAGCGCGAUGAUCAUUCAUCUGGGCGGAUGCUCGUUGAUGCUGAUAUUGUCCGUUUACCGAUGUGGUUACACAUUAUUAAGGACCUCAUGGAACAACGUAUUGCAUUAAAGAGUAAUGCGUACAUCUCAAUUGCGAAACUGCUAUGGCACCAGUAAGCGCACGAUGAUUAUGAUGGUGAAGGUUUUUGUGUUAUUUAAACUUUGUACUUUUUGAGGCGUGACCGUUGCUGUUAGUACGGGCAAAACCAAAGUGACGGGCAGGGGCUUAUGUCUGCAAAACCUCGAAUUGAACGUUGGCACGUCGAUUUGUAAAUAGCGAGUGUAUUAUAGUAGUUAUUCAUGGAUCAGUUUUUUUUUCAACUAAAAUCCAAAACGUGCAAAUUUGAUUAACAAAAAAAAGAAAGACGUUUACUAUUGCAAAUCAGUGUGAUUUAACAGAAAAAAAAAACACGAUUCAACUUUAAUCGAUGGAAUAAACAAACGUGACUGCAACCCUAACACUGGUGUUUUAAAUAUUGAAAUCCAUGGAAGAUGCACUCCGAAUUUCACACACUCCGCUUCACGGGAUACGUUGCCACAAUGCACUUGUUGGCGAGCCGCGUGUCAUUCGAUUGUCUCUCUUGUUAACCUCGACGCUUUUGUCCGCACCAUUGUGUGACAUCGAGCCCCCUCGGUCCGUUACACAAAAAAAACUAAAACAUUCCGUAUUGCAAGUGACGCAUUAUAAUGCAUCCCUUAUGUGUGCCGCAGCUUUUGGGGUGUGCUUGCCGUUUCCUGUCACGUGGCUGUUCAGUGAACCUUCUCUGCUGUGGCGUUUCUGCGCCAUCUGUUGGUUCGAGCGCUUGGUGGUAUAACCAUAUUUUACAGUGGCCGAACACCGUACAUUUGCCGUAAAAAAACAAUAACGGUGCUUUCAUCAAAGUGUCGUUAGCUGCCGUGGCGUGUGAAGUGCUCUUUGAAUCGUUGACCCUACUCGCGACAAUAUUUUGUUUGAGCCAGCUUGAUUGUAGCCCUGUUGUUUUGAACUUUUUGUUGUUGAUCUGGUGUAAAUCUGUAAAAGCAGACGAUGCCGUUGACGCAUUUUAAAGUGUUUAGUACCCACUGUGGACACGAGGUGGUGAUUUUUUUCUCGCUUUAGUACUUCACAACGUAUGGCUUGAUACACUGCAAAAAAUCAUUAAAUUGUGUUCAAGAAAAAA